Messenger RNA from Talaromyces stipitatus ATCC 10500, 1829 nucleotides. Its product is annotated as hexose carrier protein, putative. The transcript is spliced from 5 exons. Bases 77 to 1672 code for a protein of 531 amino acids. Gene Ontology annotation, biological process: carbohydrate transport; transmembrane transport. The record is from RefSeq and is a predicted model, not a curated record. Gene Ontology annotation, cellular component: membrane. Lineage: Eukaryota; Fungi; Ascomycota; Eurotiomycetes; Eurotiales; Trichocomaceae. Gene Ontology annotation, molecular function: carbohydrate:proton symporter activity.
GGGGGUCUUUUUUUUCUCGUUUAAGUCCCGCCGCAUCGAUAAGGUGACGCGAAAACCGAAAAUAUCGUCAGCCACCAUGGAUACAAAGGAUGAGUUGCACCUGGACGAUAAGCAUGAGAAGGCAGAUAUCUUGCAUUCCGAGGUCCUGGGAAAUGCCGAUCUCAUGAAUGAUGCCUUCGACGGCGAGAACCGCGAGCACGAGAUGGGCGUCUGGGAGGCUGCUAAGACUCAUCCAUGGGCAUGCUUCUGGGCGUUCAUCAUGUGCUUUACAAUUAUCAUGGAAGCUUUCGACAUGUUCCUGAACGGUAAUUUCGUCGCGCAAAAAGCUUUUCAGGCAAGAUACGGUGUUCUCGUCGACCCAACCACGAAUACUUAUGCUAUCCCAACACGAUGGCAGAGUGCCCUUUUCCAAUCCGGACAAUGUGGUGCUUUUGUCGGAGUGUUUUUAGCCGGACCCAUCACAAAUCGUAUCGGCUACCGGUGGACUACAAUCUUGGGUCUGGUUCUUAUGAACGCGACAAUCUUUAUUUCAUUCUUCGCCGACUCGCUCACUGUUCUUACGAUUGGACAAGCUUUCGAAGGUGUUCCCUGGGGAAUCUUUAUUGCAAACUCCCCCGCCUAUGCCAGUGAGGUCGUACCUCUUCCUCUCAGAAGUGCAUGCACGGCUACUUUGCAAAUGAGCUGGUCAAUCGGCCAAAUUAUAGUUGCCGGUGCAACUUACGCGACAAAUAAGAGAGAUGAUCAAUGGGCUUGGAGACUACCUUUGGCUUUACAGUGGAUCUUCCCUACUCCUCUUCUGAUACUUAUAUUUUUUGCUCCCGAGUCUCCUUGGUGGCUUAUUCGUCGCGGACGCAAAGAUGAAGCUCUGCGUUCGCUUGAGAGCCUAGGAGAGAAACCAGAAAAUGCGCCCCAGGCACUUGCCAUGAUAGAGCGCACCGUUAAGAUUGAAGAGCAGAUGGGCGGUCGACCUACACUCCUCGACCUCGUCAAGGGUACAGAUCUAAGGCGGACAAUCAUCACCUGCUUGAUGUAUGCAUCGCAAAAUUUCGCAGGUAACCUGAUUGCCAAUCAGGCCACUUUCUUCUUUGAACAGGCUCAUAUUAAACCCGACCGUGCUUUCCAACUUAAUCUUGUCAACUCAUGUCUUCAAUUUGUCGCGAACAUAUGUUCUUGGUUUCUUAGUUCAUGGUUCGGGCGUCGGACAAUAUACCUCUAUGGCACAGCCGUGAAUGUUACGUUACUCAUGAUCCUCGGUAUUGUCGCCUCAAUUCCACAGAAUGAUUCGACGAACCUCGCACAAGCCUCUCUAGCUAUCCUCAUUUCAUUCGUUUUCGCUGGUGCAAUGGGACCAAUCUCAUACACUAUCAUUUCGGAGACAUCUUCAGUCCGUCUGCGUGCUCUGAGUACCGGUGUCGGUCGUGCCGCCUACUACGUCGCGGAAAUUCCUAUGAUCUACCUGGCCUCAAAAAUGCUCAACACUACCGACUGGGACAUGGCGGGCAAAUGUGGCUACGUUUGGGGAGGUACCGCCAUCGUCUGUUGGAUAAUGGCCUAUUUCUUCCUUCCUGAGCUCAAGAACCGCUCUUAUCGUGAAGCCGACAUUUUGUUCAAUCGCAAAGUUCCUGCCAGGAAGUUCAAGUCAACUGUUAUUGAUGUUAGGGAGAACGAGUAAAGUAUUCCUGUGGAGAGGGUGGAUCUGAUAGGGGGUGUUGGCAUCAAUAACAAAGACAUUUUACAUUAAGGCAAUCAGUAUCCGAAAGGAUUGCCUUAUUCUCAAUUUAUACAUGUAUCGUAUAUAGUUCACUAUGGACAGUACUACAUGUGUAUCU